This is a messenger RNA of Eucalyptus grandis, 555 nucleotides long. RefSeq lists its product as uncharacterized. The transcript has a single exon. The record is from RefSeq and is a predicted model, not a curated record. Lineage: Eukaryota; Viridiplantae; Streptophyta; Magnoliopsida; Myrtales; Myrtaceae. Gene Ontology annotation, molecular function: nucleic acid binding; RNA-DNA hybrid ribonuclease activity. Bases 1 to 555 code for a protein of 184 amino acids.
AUGACUAAGUCGAAACAGAGCGUUGAUCUUGGCCACUUUUGGCAACCUCCCGCCCCGGGCACCCUGCGCAUAAAUAUUGAUGGGGCUUACACAUCAGGCCAUACAGAGGGCUCGAUCGCCUUUAUCUGCCGGGAUAAAUCUGGAUGUCUGCAAGAGGGGCUUACCCGAUCUGUGCAGGCGGCGUCGGCGUUGCAGACGGAAGCUCAGGCGCUAAUCUUUACUCUUCGUCACCUGCUUCAGCAAGGAAAGAUGAGCACAUCUCUGGAGAUCGACUUGGAUUGUUUACUUUUAGUGGACUCCCUCAACAACCAGCAAGAACCCCCAUGGGAGAUUUGCCCCCUUGUCUACGAAGCCGUCGAUCUGUGUCGUCAAUUUCUCAACUUGAAUAUUAGGUUUUGUAAGAGGGAAACCAACUCUGUGGCUGAUUGGGCAGCAAAGGCCCACAGCAACGGUACCCUUUCCCCUUCAUGGGCCGUCUCCCCUCCACCUCCCUUCCUUUCCCUGCUUAUUUCGGAUACUGUAGCAGCCGCAUGUAUUUCGUUCCCUUAUCUAUAA